AUGCCCCGUCUUCAGUCUCUGGGCCAGAACGCAAGUCGUCUCUGCAAAAAGAGACAAUUCACCAGCCAUGUAACUUCUUCCACCACCACCAAUCCGUCCCCGCCGGCGAAACCGACGCUCGCCGGCAAAACCAUUGGCAUCAAAGCCAACAUUGUCACGGGAAACCCCCACGCCGCCUCCAAGACGUUGGCGAAUUAUGCCACGCCCUUUGACGCCACGGUCGUGGAAUUGCUCAAGGAACAAGGUGCCAUGUUACAUCCCGGACAGAAUAUGGAUGAGUUUGGCAUGGGUUCGCAUUCCCAGAAUUCAUAUCAUGGAAGCGUAAAGGGCAUUUUCCACAGAGGUGGGAUGGAGGUCUCACCGGGUGGGAGUAGUGGUGGCAGCGCGAUUUCCGUUGCCAAGGGAGAGUGUUGGACUGCGUUGGGGACGGAUACGGGGGGUAGUGUGCGCUUGCCGGCUGCGUAUAUGGGGAUUGUGGGCUUCAAGCCGAGUUAUGGGAGGGUUUCACGGUGGGGGGUGGUGCAGUAUGCGAAUUCUUUGGAUACGGUGGGGAUUCUGGGGAGGGAUGUCCGGGAUGUGUGGAAGGUGUUUGGGUGUUUGGAUCGGUGGGAUGGGAGGGAUCCGACUAGUUUGGGGGUCGAGUUGAGGAAGAGGUUGAAUGCUAGGAGGGGCAGGAGGGAUGUGGGGAGUUUGAGGAUUGGGAUUCCCAUGGAGUAUAAUUUGGAGGAGGUCUCGAGUGUUGUGAGGGAGACGUAUGCGAGGACUCUGAGCAGGCUGCAAGCUGCGGGACAUACACUGGUUCCUGUCUCUCUACCAACCACACGUCUGGCACUCUCGGCAUACUAUAUCCUGGCACCGGCCGAAGCUUCUUCCAAUCUGGCCAAGUACGAUGGCAUCCGGUACGGGCAUCGAACGGACACGUCAGAUGCAUCGCCAAAUGCCGACCCGGCACUUCCUCUCUACGCUCAAACUCGGGGAGAGUCUUUCGGAGCGGAGGUGAAGCGGCGAAUACUCCUCGGCGCCUAUAAUCUCAGUUCGGAAGCCAUGGACAACUACUUCCUCCAAGCGCAAAAGGUCCGACGAAUGGUGCAGCGGGAUUUCGAUCGCGUCUUCACUUCUGCGAAUCCUCUUCUGGACACUCCUCCGAUUUCCCACGACGCAGAAGAAGAUAAAGUUGAUCUCCUUCUGAUGCCUACUGCUCCUACUCUCCCGCCUACGGUAGAAGAGCUGAAGAAGCAAUCUACAGUCCAAGGCUACAUGAACGAUGUCUUUACCGUUCCUGCCAGUUUGGCGGGAUUACCUGCCAUCAGUCUUCCUGUUCCUCUGUCUGAGAGGCAGUUGAAGGGUAUGGAUGAUGAGGAUGUCAAGACUGUGGGCAUGCAGCUUGUUGGACAGUUUGGAGAUGAUCGGUUGUUGCUUAGCGCUGCUGCUGGUAUGGCGGAAGUUCUGGCCGGGCGGGAGGAGAUUUGA
Ramularia collo-cygni is the source of this 1470-nucleotide messenger RNA. RefSeq names its product related to Glutamyl-tRNA(Gln) amidotransferase subunit A, mitochondrial. NCBI's taxonomy places the organism in Eukaryota, Fungi, Ascomycota, Dothideomycetes, Mycosphaerellales, Mycosphaerellaceae. Gene Ontology annotation, molecular function: glutaminyl-tRNA synthase (glutamine-hydrolyzing) activity. The record is from RefSeq and is a predicted model, not a curated record. Gene Ontology annotation, biological process: mitochondrial translation; glutaminyl-tRNAGln biosynthesis via transamidation. Bases 1 to 1470 code for a protein of 489 amino acids. Gene Ontology annotation, cellular component: mitochondrion; glutamyl-tRNA(Gln) amidotransferase complex. The transcript has a single exon.